This is a messenger RNA of Plasmodium gonderi, 393 nucleotides long. Its product is annotated as conserved Plasmodium protein, unknown function. Bases 1 to 393 code for a protein of 130 amino acids. The transcript is spliced from 2 exons. Lineage: Eukaryota; Apicomplexa; Aconoidasida; Haemosporida; Plasmodiidae. The record is from RefSeq and is a predicted model, not a curated record.
AUGACAAAAGUUAAUAAACCUCCCACAACGGCCAAUCCUAACAUUAAGUUAAAGAGACCCAAUUCGAAAGAAGAGGAGGAUUUCAACCAACCGGUAAAAAAAACAGUGAUCGCAAAAAACAUAAAGGUUGUAAAAAAACCUGAAGAUAUAAAUACAACUCCAAAAAAAGUAGAAAAUGAAAGUGCAGAAAAAGUUCAAACAGAUAAUGACCAAGCAAAAAAAGAAGUAAAUAAUGUGGAGAAUAAAUCCAAAAAUACAACAACUGAUAGUAGUAAAGCAAAAACGAACGCAGAUAAUAAUUCACAAAAAAAUGACACAGAUACCAGUGGAGGAGGUGUGCACCUUGGAUAUUUUUCAUGGUUAUGGAGAUAUUUUCCCACGAAAAAAACAUAA